UCUUUGCUUUCGAACCCCACAGAAACGCUUGCUACGCAGGCUAGUAGAGACCCGGAAACUAAAAAGAUCAAUAACACCUGCAGAAACUCAGCAUAAUCCCGCACAUGCUGUAGAAACCUAGCACUAAGAGAACAAGGUACCCAAAGAUGCACUGCCCAGAGAUCCAGCAGAAGUUAGCAGAGACCACGAGAUCCCGGGAAACGCAUGUACGUACAGGAAAAGAGCGUGUGGAGCAGCGAAUAGUCAGGCUUUUGUUCUUUCUGUUCGAAUUCCGAUGACUUGGUCAGAGGAACUUGAUUAGAGGAUCGUUAAAAUAUCCCAAAAAAAUCGCAUAAAAAAUAGAACGCAGUAGCUGCAGGCCUACGGAGGUCCCCAUUUUGAAGUGGACAAUUGGAUAUCCUUAUAUAGCAAACCUUUUGUCGCAAUUUUCUCUGCUGAUCAAAAUCCUGCAUACUCAGGUUAUAUUUCUCGACAAUAUUUCUUCCUGCUACAAAUAACAUCUGUCCAAAUGUGAUUUUAAAAGCUAACCAAACUUUCUUUGGAAACCAGAAUUAUAUCUCUAUCGUAAAGAUUAAAUCCGAAAACCGGUGAACUUUAAAACUGCGCCUCCAAGAUGAUGGAAUUAAACCUGACUCGCCUGGACUACCUGCAAGUUGGAGUUACGUCUCCCAAAACAAUGAAACUACUGUCCGGUGGAGGAAAACGGGCUGCGCAGAAGGUUGCAAUAGCUGAUCAGGAUGGAGUGCUGACAUGUUUCGGAAUGAAAAAGAGUACUUCCCAGGUCGCAUUCAAAACACUUCCUGGUUCACCAAUCUCCAAGUUGCAGCUUGGUGGACUGGACGGGCCUUCUCAGGAGAAAGUCUUUGUAGCAACAGGGGCUGAAGUGCGUGGUUACACUAAGAAAGGAAAACAGUUCUUGGGAUUCGACACUAAUUUGACAGAGAGCAUCCAGUCCAUGUAUGUCAGUGGAGCUGAUCUUUUCCUCUGUGGAAACUAUAUCUACAAUCAUUACCGAGACUGCAAAGAUGAAAACUAUUUCCUGUCUGGAGAUAAGAUCACUGACGUCCUUUGUCUACCAUCAAAAAAAAGCACAGAUGCAUUAGUUCCUGUUCUGGCUUGUCAAGAUAGAGUCCUAAGAGUUUUACAGGAUUCUGAUUUGCUGUAUGAGGUUGAAGUUGCAGGACCCCCUCUGGUUCUGGCGCUACAUAAUGGGAGUGGAGGUCUGUCUGGAGAAGAGGUUUUGUAUGGGACAUCUGAUGGAAAAAUAGGCUUGAUUCAGUUAGGAAGGCAUUCCCCUAACCACAAGUGGGAGAUCCCCAAUGACAAGCGAAAUGGAGGUGUCUUGUCAUUAGAAACCUUUGACAUAACAGCUGAUGGCGUGCCUGAUAUUCUUGUUGGCCGUGAUGAUGGUUUGGUUGAAGUUUAUGGUUUUGACGAGAUGGAUGAGCCAGUCCACAGAUUCAAAGAGGCCAUGAGUGAGAGCAUCACCUCUGUUUGUGGUGGUUGUGUGGGUUCAUCUGGGUAUGAUGAGAUAGUUGCAGCCACGUAUGCUGGGUGGGUGGUGGGUCUUACUACAGAACCUCAGCAGAAGGAGGCGGGACCCAUGACGAAAUCACAAGAACCAAUCAGCGAUGAGGUGCAAGCAAGGAUUGACAACCUCAGGCUAGAAAUUGACAGCCUUCAACAGAAGGUGUUAAAAGAACGUGAGAAGUACCAGUAUACAGCACAUUCUGCCAAUGCCUUGUCAGCAAUGCCACAAUUUGCUAUCAACGACAAGUUUGCUCUGAACAGGGAUGAUGCUAGUUACACACUGAGCAUUGAAGUCCAGAUUCCCAUUGACAAUGUUCUCUUACAGAGUGAUGUACCUGUUGAUCUUUUGGAUGUGGACAAAAAUUCUGCUGUAGUCAGCUACAGUGCUUGUGAUAUUGAGAAUGGGAAUUUUCUUUUGGCAACUUACAGAUGCCAAGCAAACACAACAAGACUGGAAUUAAAGAUCAGAUCAAUAGAAGGACAGUAUGGCACUUUACAGGCGUACAUUACACCAAGGAUUCAACCCAAAACCUGUCAGGUGCGACAGUACAGCAUCAAGCCUCUGUCACUACACCAAAGGACUCACGUGUUUGAUGAAUCAAAGCCAAUGAACUCACUGAAGUUAGUGGGUCAUUUCAGUCUUGCUGAAGUUCACUCCUGGGUCAGUUUCUGUCUUCCUGAAGUUCCUGACAGAACUCCGGCAGGGGACCACGUGAGCUUCCAUUUUCUGUCAACGUUUCUUGACACGCAGCUGGACUGUCAGUACAAAAAAGGAGAAGCCAUCUUCAAAUCGGACAAUAUCUCAACGAUAUCAAUUCUCAAAGAUGUUCUUACCAAAGAGGCUACUAAAAGAAAAAUCAACCUCAACAUUUCUUAUGAUCUUAAUGAAGAUUCUGUGGUACACACGCUUAACCUCAUUCAUCCCAAGCUGGAGUACCAGCUGUUACUGGCCAAAAAAGUCCAGCUUAUAGAGGGGCUAAAAGAACUGCAGAUGCAUGAGCAAGACAUUGGAUUUUUUGCUCCAGAAUACCAAAAAAUUCUGGAUGAUUCAGAAAACCUUCAAGCAGAAUACAAGAAGCAGCCUUGCCACUUGGAGAGACUUUAUGGCAUGAUCACUGAUCUCUACAUUGACAAGUUUAAGUUCAAGGGGAUGAAUGUGAAAAACAAGGUUCCUAACCUCCUGGAGGUGCUCGACAACUACGAUCUACAGAAUCUUGUGGACUUUUUUGAAGGAGCAUAGUGGAACAUAUUAAAGUCAUUACGAGUCAAUACCUCGUAUUUUGUUGACUAAGCAGAAAAAAAAUAAAGUUGAACCUCCACUAACAGCGACCUCUCUACAGCGGUCACUUUUUUCAGUCCUGGUGGACAGCCUAUGUUUUCAUUCUUAUUUUAACUCCUCUACAACAACCAACUCUCCACAAUGGCAACGGCCACUAAAACUUGUCUCACCUGCCCAAAAAUCUCUGGACAAUGGCCAGUUAAUCAACGACUGGCAAACGGUGUACACGAAACCCCAUUUUAACGAUACAUUUUAAUUUAUAUUUUGUUUAACUGACAAAAAAGUUACACCCUGAAAAAGGCCAGCUUCCUCUGUCCGUAAGGUGACCAUUGUGGAGAGGUUCCACCGUAUAUUUCAGUGUAAAAAUAUCAAUUUUUGUCUGACAUACUUUAAAGUAGCCUCUGAACUAGUUUAUUUAUUUGAAGGUUUUGUAACUUUUGUACAUAGCGGUGUGCUUUGUUGUUAAUUACUAUAAGUGUAAAAAACUAUCAUUUGCUUUAAUGCCCAUCAGUCACUCAGUCGGAAAAAGGAAACCUACAAAUACAUGUACAACUAUCUUCAACUUGUGUAACACAACCAUCACACUAAAUAAAUAUAGCAAGAACUUAAAAAAUUA
Molecule: messenger RNA, 3425 nt
Organism: Orbicella faveolata
Lineage: Eukaryota; Metazoa; Cnidaria; Anthozoa; Scleractinia; Merulinidae
Product: BBSome complex member BBS7-like
Biological process (GO): intracellular transport; non-motile cilium assembly; intracellular protein localization
Cellular component (GO): ciliary basal body; membrane; neuron projection
Molecular function (GO): protein binding
Source: RefSeq, a predicted model, not a curated record